Messenger RNA from Trichomycterus rosablanca, 1685 nucleotides. RefSeq names its product sperm associated antigen 1a (gene spag1a). NCBI's taxonomy places the organism in Eukaryota, Metazoa, Chordata, Actinopteri, Siluriformes, Trichomycteridae. Bases 57 to 1235 code for a protein of 392 amino acids. Gene Ontology annotation, cellular component: cytosol. Gene Ontology annotation, molecular function: protein binding. The record is from RefSeq and is a predicted model, not a curated record. The transcript has 8 exons. Gene Ontology annotation, biological process: axonemal dynein complex assembly.
ACGAGUCCGGUGCGCACUAGCAGCAUGAAUAACUGACCGCACCGGUACCAGUGUAAAUGGGGAACGCUCAGAAGAAGGGUGCUGGCUCUGCUGGUGGCGGUGGGGGGAGAGGGGAGAGCGGAGGGACACACGCCGGCACCGCGAGCCCGACCAGGAGCAGAGCCGGCCAGGGAAAUCCCGGAAGCUCGGAGGCCAGGAAAGUGCUGGCGAACGGAACGCACGGUACGGAUACAGACAGAGACCGCGACCAGGAUCAGAGCGGGACUGCGCCAAACACAGGGGUGAACCUGGAUGCCCCCGCCGGUGCGCUACCGCCCGCCCUGGCCCGCCUGAAGAACGAGGGGAACCUGCUGUUUAAGAACGGCCAGUUCGGGGACGCGCUGGAGAAGUACAGCCAGGCCAUAGACGGGUACACACAGUCAGGUAUCGACAGUCCCGAGGACCUGUGUAUUUUAUACUCUAACAGAGCUGCGUGCUACCUGAAAGAUGGAAACAGUUCAGAGUGCAUCGAGGAUUGUACAAGGGCGCUGGAGCUCCACCCCUUUUCCCUCAAGCCCCUCCUCCGCAGGGCGAUGGCGUACGAGACGCUGGAGCGCUACAGGAGAGCGUACGUGGAUUAUAAAACCGUCCUGCAGAUCGACCACGGCGUGCAGGCGGCUCACGACAGCGUGCACAGGAUCACGGCGCUGCUCCUGGAUCAGGACGGUCCUCAGUGGAGGGAGAAGCUCCCCGAGAUUCCUAACGUCCCCCUGUCAGCGCAGCAGCACCGGCGGGAGGAGCCCAGCGCCGAGGUCCUGCAGGCUCGGGCCGCCAGAGAGGAGGAGAUCAAAGCCAGGAAGGCGGAGGUUCGAUUCAAUCAGCUGAAGCAGGAGGGAAACGAUCAGGUGAAGAAAGGCGAGUUUAAGGGUGCGGUGGAGAAGUACAGCGAGUGCAUCGACAUCAAAGCCAGCGAGUCCUCCGUCUACACCAACAGAGCUCUGUGUUACCUGAAACUGGAGCAGUUCGAGGAGGCGAAGCAGGACUGCGAUUCGGCGCUGCAGAUGGAACCCGAUAAUAAAAAAGCUUUUUACAGACGAGCGCUCGCUUACAAGGGCUUAAAGGACUAUCUCUCCUCCAGUUCAGACCUGCAGGAGGUGCUCCGUCUGGACCCCAACGUCCCUGAGGCUGAACAGGAGCUGCAGGAGGUGACGGUUCUACUGAGAGAGAAACUGGUGCAAACUAACACUCAGGGCUGAUUUAUUCUGGGAUUAUAAAAGGCGACGACGCGCGAGGAGAUGAUCAGAGAAAUAAAAACCACUCGUCUUCCAUCAGAGCCUCGCAGAGCUGAACCGAUUCAGCCUGCAGAACUGAGACACACAGUAAAUCCAGCAGGAAUUGAACGCACCUUUGUUCCCUCAGUCAGGAGAAGAUCUUCAUCAUGAUGAACCUGCUGCAUGUUCCUCCGUUCCUUCACCGCCCGACUGCAGCUUGAGGCAUGCGCCGACACUAGAGCGCCGCAUCACCGCAUCGUCCGACUGCAAUAUCAUCGUCAUCAUCACAGUAAAAGAUUUAAAGAUGCUUUAUUGUUUUUAUAUCAAAUGUUACUGCGAGCUUUUAAAUAUAUUAUUAUUAUUAUUAAAUAAUGUAAAGAUUUAACAUUUGAAAAUAUUAUUGAAUGAGUAAAUAAAAUAAAGAGGUGGAAUGAU